UCCAGGGUAAGUACUCUACAGCCCACACUCAUCGAUGUUGAAUGCUUUCUGCUAGGCACUUCAAUAUCGUUCACUGGAAAUACUCCGUCCGCUACGAACUCCCCAACUUGGUUUUUAGCUGGUAUUGAUUCAAACACCCCGUACAACGUCUCUUUCCCUGAUGUCGGUACCCAAAUUUACACCCAAUGGUAUCAAACUCCUAUGCUCCCUGAUGGCCUGCACAUCGUAAACUUGUCCAGUAUUGUCGUCGACCUAGACUACGUAGUCAUCACCGCAGGUUCCACGACACCUUUCAGUGGAUCCACUAUUGUUGUAGAUGACAGAAGCCCGGAAAUUGCUUACACGGGAAGUGGGUGGACAACUAGUGACGCUGAACUCAACUUCGGAGGCAGUUAUAUCAAUGGACCUCCUCUUGGGAAUACAACCCAUCGAACGAACAACGUAGGCGAUGGAUUUGUAUUCCCGUUUGCUGGCAACAAUAUCGAUGUCUAUGGUAUCUUCGAGUGGACCGCUACAGGCAGCAUUGGUAUCGAUUUCACCCUCGACGGUGAAACAACUCCCUCCGUCCUUUUCGUUCCAGCUGGCGCGAGUGUUUCUCAGCCAGAAGCUGCACACUAUCAGCUCUUCUCUUCCGGGAAUUUGCGAACAGGCAAUCAUAGCCUUAUUAUGAACAUCACUCAAGUCGACGGGAAUCAAACCUUUGUACUUGAUUACCUGACCUACCAGCCGUCAUUCUCUUCUCUUUCUAGCAAACCCAACUUUACUGCUUCCGCA
Molecule: messenger RNA, 774 nt
Organism: Lentinula edodes (shiitake mushroom)
Lineage: Eukaryota; Fungi; Basidiomycota; Agaricomycetes; Agaricales; Omphalotaceae
Exons: 2
Source: RefSeq, a predicted model, not a curated record